Messenger RNA from Cordyceps militaris CM01, 1728 nucleotides. RefSeq names its product homeobox transcription factor, putative. The record is from RefSeq and is a predicted model, not a curated record. The transcript has 4 exons. The coding region runs from base 1 to 1728 and encodes 575 amino acids. Gene Ontology annotation, molecular function: transcription cis-regulatory region binding; DNA-binding transcription factor activity, RNA polymerase II-specific. Gene Ontology annotation, biological process: regulation of DNA-templated transcription. Gene Ontology annotation, cellular component: nucleus. NCBI's taxonomy places the organism in Eukaryota, Fungi, Ascomycota, Sordariomycetes, Hypocreales, Cordycipitaceae.
AUGUCCAACUCGUCCCCAGACUCUUCCCUGGCCGCCGCCGCCGCGCAAACGCCGCUGCACGAUCCGCCCUCGCCGACGUGUCAUGAUGCCUCGCUGCCGUCACUAGACGGGACGCCUGCCUCGGCCAAUGACUCGUUUGAUUCGGAGCUGGCCAUGGAGAAGCACCCCAAGGGCAAGCGGAAGCGUACCGCUGCCAAGGACAAGAUGGUCCUCGAAGACGCCUACAAGUCCAACCCUAAACCCGACAAGCAGGCGCGUCUCGAUAUUGUGAACCGCGUUUCCCUCAACGAAAAGGAAGUUCAAAUAUGGUUCCAGAACCGCCGCCAAAACGACAGACGAAAGUCGCGUCCGCUCUCACCACAAGAACUGGCCGCGCUCCGAUUCAAUGGCCUGCACGGCGUCCCGACCGAGCCCAUGGCCGUUGCUGCCACCGUCUCCCAUGCCGAGGUCCCGGCCCCCAUGUCCGCCCACGCCCCGGCCGAACCCCAGGCCCUCUCGCCGCCACACGCCUCUCCUCCGCCCGUGCCCACCGCCGUGCAAUUGCUCACAGCAACUCCCAGAGCGUCUGCGCCCGCACAGCCUCCAUUGCCAGAGACGACGCCGCAAAAUCGAGACAUCUCCUCCUCCCAGAGCAGCCAGGACGGGCCGCCAUCCGUGGCGCACUCCUUCUCCAGCUCCGUCGGCUAUCUCGCCAACAGAUGGAACAUUGGCAGCUCAUUUUCCACUCCUGCUGGCCCAAUCCGUGACGCUGAUGAUUCUCCGAGAAUCUAUACCCCAUCCUCUUGCAUCUCCGACACGACGCACAAUGCCAGCCAACGGCAGAGCCAAUCCACCGUCCGACUCUCCUUAUCGUUGGAAGGAAAGGCUGAGCUCGUCGAUAGCGCGUCGUCCCCCACGCGUCCGCCUCCGCAAAAAUACUCGUUGGGGCCGGAAAUCCCCCGUCAGCGCGGUCUGAAGCGAAGCUACAGUGCUCUGCCGACCGUCACGCUGCCGCCCAUUUCCACGCUUACCAGCUUCCUGCCGCCGCGUCUGACGCGCGGCCGCUCGCGCGACGUGCAAGCCUGGCAAUCGUGCGCCGACGCGGAGACGCGCGACGAGUUGACGACGCACGCCGAGCACGAGUCGAGUGGCUCGGCCGUGGCUGCCAUUAGUCUCUUACGCUCCACCAGCGGCGUGCUGCAGCCGAGCAGCUCCAAACGCAACACGCCCGUGUCGACGCCCCGGGAGGGCCACUAUGCCAAAAAGGCCAAGUUCAGCCGCGCCAUUUCGAGCGUCGGCCGUCUGGAGCACACGGGCAAGGAGAAUGACGAGCUGUUUGGCAAGGGCGAGGGAAAAGGAACUUUUAGCAUCCUGGCGUCACCGACCGACUCGGACAAGGAAAACUGGAGCCCCGACGAGGACGGCAACACAGCCGAUGUGGGUUCCCGUCGGCCGCUACCCGCGGCGGCCCUGGCGCCGACCAAACUCAAAAAUACUCGACGCGUGCUUGGCCGUGGUGUGCUGCAGAGUCGCAGUCCGGGGAAGCUUGGCAGCCGCGCCAACACGGCCCCGUCGUCGCGUCCGCGCGGCAUGAAGGACAGCGUGGAUAUUUUCGAGGACGAGGCCACGCGCGUCUCCCGCGACGCUGAUGUCGAAAAGUUUAUGCGCGGCCAGGUGAGCCCCAGCAAGAAGCCCGACAUGGACUGCGUCGCCGGCCUGUUGUCUCUCAGCCAGGGUGCUUGGAGGUAA